Molecule: messenger RNA, 2148 nt
Organism: Scheffersomyces coipomensis
Lineage: Eukaryota; Fungi; Ascomycota; Pichiomycetes; Serinales; Debaryomycetaceae
Product: putative allantoate permease
Exons: 1
Coding region: 242-1921 (559 amino acids)
Biological process (GO): transmembrane transport
Cellular component (GO): membrane
Molecular function (GO): transmembrane transporter activity
Source: RefSeq, a predicted model, not a curated record
UUUGAAAAUUUUUCUUGGUUCGAGAAUUUAAUAGCUAUUUAUACCUCCAUUAAACUUUUAUAGUGUAGAUAAUCAAGCUUUUUUUUUUGGUAGCUGCCACCACAGUUUUCACGUGAAGGUCUUGGCAGCUAAAAUAAAAUUAAUUUGCAGUCAACUUAUCUACAAUCAUAUAAAUAUAGAAUGCUUUGAUCGUUGAUUUGAAAGAUAUAUUAAAAUGUGAAGUAAUAAUCAUUAGAAAAAAAUGGUCAAGUCAGAAGAGGACAAGUUAUCCCAAAUCGAAGUUGGUGGUGAGCAAUCCAGCGACACAUUUGACAGUGAUAAUGAAAAGAAAGCAGCUAUCACUACUGAUAUUGAAUCAACUAUUAGUUUAUCAUCAUCAGCCGAUCUGAAAAAUCCCUUUAUUGAUCCUGUAGUAGCUGAAUAUUAUAGAGGAGUAUAUGAAAAGGCCAAAUACGAAUGUCGUGGAGUCUUUGAUCCUGAUUUUAAUUGGGAUCCAAAGGAAGAGAAAGCUCUCGUUAGGAAGUUAGAUUUUAGAGUUGCUCUUACUGCUUGUGUUAUGUUUGCUGCUUUACAAAUUGAUAGAGGUAAUUUAAGUCAAGCUGUUACUGAUAACAUGUUAAAAGAUUUGGGUUUAACCACUAAUCAAUAUAACAAUGGUAAUACUAUUUUCUAUGUUUCAUUCUUACUUGCUGAAUUACCUUCCCAAAUCAUUUCAAAGGCUUUAGGACCUGAUGUGUUUAUUCCCAUUCAAAUUUGUACUUGGAGUAUAGUAGCCAUGAGUCAAGGUGCAUUAAAAGGGGCAGCUUCAUUCUAUGUCACUCGUGCACUUAUUGGUGCCAUUGAAGGUGGAUUCAUUGCUGAUUUGGUUUUAUGGUUAAGUUACUUUUACACUAGUAAAGAAUUACCUAUUCGAUUAUCAUGGUUUUGGACAACAUUGUCUCUUGUAUCAAUCAGUAUUUCAUUAGCAGCAUUCGGUAUCUUGAGACUUAGAGGUCAUUUAGGAUUAGAAGGUUGGAGAUGGUUAUUUAUACUUGAAGGUGCGAUAACCUUAACUAUUGGUAUUUCAUCAUUUUAUCUUAUGGUACCAUCAGCUGUACAAACUAAGAGUAGGCUUCAUCCAAAAGGUUGGUUCACUGAUAGAGAAGCUAAAAUUGUCGUCAAUAGAGUAUUAAGAGAUGAUCCAAGUAAAGGAGAUAUGCAUAAUAGACAACCAUUAACUCCAAGAAUGAUUUGGAAAUCUUUAACUGAUUAUGAUUUGAUUCCAUUAUAUAUCAUUGGUCUCUUAGCUUAUGCGCCAACAUCUACUUUAGGUGCUUAUCAAACAUUAAAUUUAAGACAAUUAGGAUUUUCAACAUUUGAUACUAAUUUAUUAACUAUCCCUGCUGAUGCCCUUCAUAUUAUACUUUUGUUAUUCAUAACUUGGUUAUCAGAAAGAGUUAAUAAUAGAAUUUUAAUUUGUUAUUUCUUACCAUUAUAUUCGGUACCUUUGGUUGCAAUAUUAGCAUUUUGGGAUGGUACAUUAAAAAAUGUAUGGGGAACAUGGGCAGUUACAUCUUUAGUAUUAGGAGGUCCAUAUAUUCAUGCUAUUGUUGUUGCAUGGGUUUCAACCAAUUCAAAUUCAAUUAGACUGAGAUCAGUUGCUAGUGCCGUUUAUAAUAUGUCAGUCCAAUUAGGUAGUAUUUACGCAAAGAACAUCUUUAGAGAAGAUGAUAAACCCCUUUACAGAAGAGGUAAUCGUCAAUUAUUUGCCUUGGCAGUUAUAAUGUUCCCAGUCUUCUUUUUAACUAAAUUUUAUUAUAAAUGGAGAAAUAGUCAACGUGAUAAGAAAUGGAACGCAUUCACGCAAGAGGAAAGAGAAGACUAUAUUAGAAAUACAAAAGAUGAAGGUAACAAACGUUUAGAUUUCAGAUUCAUUCAUUGAUUGAGUGUUUCGACUUAGUAUAAGUAUGGUUAUAUUUAUAUUUUUUAUAUAGUGAUAAUAAUAAUAUAUUCUGUUAAUUUUAUUAAUAAAAUAUUUAAUUGAAAAGACAAACUGAAAGCACAAUCAUUCAUAAAAUCAUCAAGAUUGAUAGCAAUGAAUUAUAUAAAGACUCAUUAACUAAGAUUUAUUAGAAUCAUGGAAAUUCUUACCAGCAUAAACAGCGUAUU